CCCGAAUUAAGCUCACUUCUAUAUACUAUAACUGAGCCUUUUAUAUUGAUUGAUAAGAGGAGGUGAUUAAUAGCUUGACUAUGUUUCCUAGAGACACGUUUAGGAUUAAACAUCCACUUUCACCAGAAUGAAUCAUAUUAUUGAAAGGCGACAAAGUAACGCACUACCUGUUUACCUCUUCAUGAAGCACCCUAUGCAGUAUAUACUGGCUGUGACAACGGCGCGGCUACGAAGGCUGGAUACGCCGCUAUUUCGGCUGUGGCGGCUUCGUUCAAGGUGUUUCCCAAUGCCAGAAUAUGUAAGCGAGGAGAUCAGCGGGACGCGUGGGCAUCCGUCGUUGAUGUUGUUGUUGUUGUUGUUGUUGUCUCAAAAAUACCCCAUGCCAGCCGCCAUUAACAGCAUCUCUCAUUUCGCACCAGCACUCCUCUCUACCUCCCUCUGCACCACCACCUUCCGCCUCCGUUCCACCGCCGGAUCCAGAAAAGGCGAUGGCGUAAGAAGAGGAUUAUACGAAACCACCUUUGCUUUGCGCGGCUCAGUACUAAACAUGACUUCGUCCCGCGACGCAGUCGUGUUUUGCACCGCCGUCGACGUCAGGGAUGUAGUGGCUUUCUUCAAGGGCCGCUUUGGGAGGAGCGUGUGAGGCAUCGGCAAUCUUGAACGCGAGCUCUUUUAUAUAGUAUGUGUAUAUGUUGGCUUCGGGGAUAGUGUGCGGAACAUCGGAUAGCAGCAGGAGUUGCUGCGACCCGCUGCGUCUUUGGGAUCCGUGGUACUGGUACAACGAUCGAGUUUAUGUUUUGGGUGACGACGCUAAGGGCGGCGUGG
Messenger RNA from Bipolaris sorokiniana ND90Pr, 825 nucleotides. RefSeq lists its product as uncharacterized. NCBI's taxonomy places the organism in Eukaryota, Fungi, Ascomycota, Dothideomycetes, Pleosporales, Pleosporaceae. Bases 380 to 643 code for a protein of 87 amino acids. The record is from RefSeq and is a predicted model, not a curated record. The transcript has 2 exons.